Molecule: messenger RNA, 1166 nt
Organism: Coregonus clupeaformis (lake whitefish)
Lineage: Eukaryota; Metazoa; Chordata; Actinopteri; Salmoniformes; Salmonidae
Product: AP-3 complex subunit beta-2
Exons: 6
Coding region: 80-724 (214 amino acids)
Source: RefSeq, a predicted model, not a curated record
GCUGCUCCACCGUAUCACCGGCGAGGGCCUAUCAGUAGAGUACUGCUUCAGCCGCCAGCCGUUCAGCCCCGACCCACACAUGGUGGCAGUCAAAAUCCAGUUCACCAACAGCGCCACCUCCGAGGCCAAGAGCCUGCACGUGGAGGACGUCAAGUUGCAGUCGGGCAUGAGGAUCAAAGAGUUCCUUGAGAUCGAGGUGUUACCUGCGGGUGAGACUGUUAGCGUGGUGAUGGGCAUCGACUUCUGUGAUUCCACACAGGCGGCCAACUUCCAGCUCUGCACUCACACCAGGAAGUUCUUUGUAUCGAUCCAGCCACCGGUUGGAGAGCUGAUGAUGCCGAUCUUUAUGACAGAAAAUGAGUUCAAAAAGGAGCAAGAGACGCUAUUACAAAGUCUAGGUCAGUUGAUGGGCAUGAAUGAGAUCACAGAGAAGCUGACCCUGGAAGAGAAGUGUCAGGGCGAGCACACUAUUGUCCAGAGGGUUACCACUGCCGCCAACCUCGGCCGAGUGCCCUGUGGCUCAGACAAGGAGUGCAGCCCUCCUGUUCCUCCUCCCCCGUUUACGAUUCACAGGUUCGCUGGGAAGACAGUGACCAGUGGCAGCCUUGUACUGGUCAGUGUGGUGACCAAAGAGGACGGGGCCGCCCAGCUGACGGUCAACUGUGAGAAAAUGGUGAUUGGCACGAUGCUGGUCAAGGAUAUCCUUCAGGCCCUCACCCAGUGAUGACCCCCAACUCCUGACCCCUGACCUUUGACCCCAGCAAUUUCCUUCCUCUCCUAGAGCUCGGUUCUGUCUCCCUUUGCUCACUCACAUACAACCACACAUUCAUCCACUCCCGUUCCACAUACCCCCAAACUUAGAGUCCUCUUACUCUUCUUUUAAGAUACUGAUAGUCUGAUAAGAAUAUGUUGAAGACAGGUUUGAUCUAUCGACCAAUUGAUAUUCUGCAUGUAAUGCAGGUUUCAAACAAAUUAUGAUGAUUUUUUACUUAUAGGAGAGAUGCAUAUCUGGUGGGAAAUAAUGGGCCCCACUUUGUCUUUUAAAAUCACUUCUUUACGAACCGUCGUAACAAAUUACAGAAUGGCAUUACUGUACACGAUUUGUAAUGACAAUAAGUCAUUAAGAAUCAUUCCACUGAGCAAAUAAAAUCUGUGACGACGUUGAA